AUGAAGCUUUCUCUUCUCCUCGCACUAGCUGCUUCUGUGGCUACCACAAACGCUGUUAUCCCUGUCGUCCCGACAGAUCGCAUGUUCCAGUUCCUCCAGGAAAAGUCAAGCCUCGAGUCGGAAUUAACCACGUGGAAGCAGAGCGAUGCUGGUCAAUUCGCCACGAAGCAUGGCUUUGCUCCUGCCUCCUCUUCGAGGAAUGUCGGUGCAGCAAAAGACGAGGAGCUGCGCCGAUUCUUUCUGACUAAGCUACUGAUUGAAGAAGUUCAAGCGACAAACCCUGAAGCUGUUUUCUCAAUCGAUACGCCUUUUACGCUAAUGACGGAGGACGAAUUUACCAAAUUCGUUGGUGAGUCGUAUCAACGUAGCUCUGGUCUUCUCACGGACACCUCAUCCGCUGUCGAAGUGCUCUCGAACGCGACAACCCCACCCAGUACUGACAAAGACUGGACUACGUCAGGAUGUGUUGUUGGUGUCAAGAACCAAGGUCAGUGCGGUUCUUGCUGGGCAUUCGCAGCCGUGGCUGCUCUCGAGAGUGCCGUUUGCCUCGCUGGGCAGCCCUUGAUACCUCUUUCUGAACAGCAGGUGGUGGAUUGUGACAAGACUUCGCACGCCUGUCAGGGCGGUUUCCCUGGCGAUGCUUUGAACUUCAUCCAGCGUUCUGGUGGUGUCUGUACGGCGAAAUCCUACCCGUAUGUGUCAGGGGACACAGGCGACGGCGAUACGUGCCAGAAGUCAUCUUGCACUCCUCAAGCUGUGACCAUCCGGAACGUCGCGACGGUUCCUGAGAGCGAGAACGGCCUGCUUCUAGCUAUCAGCAGCCGCCCUGUGGCCGUUGGCGUUGCAGCCGGUAACCCCACAUGGAAGCAGUACAAGCGCGGAAUUGUGUCGUCCUGUACGUCAAAUGAACUUGAUCAUGCUGUCUUGGCUGUGGGCUAUGGUAGCAAUGGCUCGUCUUCCUACUUCAAGAUCAAGAACUCGUGGGGCACCCAGUGGGGCGAGGCGGGAUUUAUGCGACUAAAGCGUGGUGCUGGCACUGGCAGAUCCGGCACGUGCGGCAUCAUCGGUCGAAAGUCCGUCUACCCGCAACUGUAG
Molecule: messenger RNA, 1095 nt
Organism: Peronospora farinosa
Lineage: Eukaryota; Oomycota; Peronosporomycetes; Peronosporales; Peronosporaceae
Source: the annotation of a GenBank genome assembly